Messenger RNA from Ictalurus furcatus (blue catfish), 5516 nucleotides. RefSeq names its product chemokine (C-C motif) receptor 9a (gene ccr9a). The record is from RefSeq and is a predicted model, not a curated record. Gene Ontology annotation, molecular function: chemokine receptor activity. Gene Ontology annotation, cellular component: membrane. NCBI's taxonomy places the organism in Eukaryota, Metazoa, Chordata, Actinopteri, Siluriformes, Ictaluridae. The transcript has 3 exons. Gene Ontology annotation, biological process: G protein-coupled receptor signaling pathway; chemotaxis; immune response. Bases 3870 to 4967 code for a protein of 365 amino acids.
GUGUCCUUGGUCCAACCCUAAGUUGCUCCCGAUGGCAGGCUAGUGCCUUGCAUGGCAGCUCUGCUACCACUGGUGUAUGAGACACAGCGUAAAGCGCUUUGUACAUCCACUAAGGUUAAAAGGCGCUAUAUAAGUGCAGAUACAGCCAAACAUUUCUAGACACCAGGAUAUCAUAUCCGUAUGUGCUUUUUGAACAUCCCAUUCCAGAUUUAGUCCCCAUUGGAUGUUAAUUGAAACCCAUUUCAUGUUGAGGCAGUUUGGAACUCUGUAGUGAGUGAAAGCGAUACACUAGACGUUAUGUUUAAACACUAUGUGCUUCAGUACUCGGCAGCCACACUCUGUGAGUUUGUGUGAAAUCCACAGACACUUGCAUUUCACAAUAAUAGCAUUUACAGUACACUGGGCAGAUCUUAAUAGGGCAGAUAGUUCCUAAAUUGUCACAGCCAUGUUUAAAGUCACUGAACUCUUCAGUGCAAUCCAUUCUGCAUGCCGACGUUUGUCUAUUGAGACUGCAUGGCUUUGUGCUUGAUUUUAUACACUCCUUAGCAACGGGUGUAAGCUUAAACACCCGAACUUAAUAAUUAGACAGGGAUAUCCAGAUACUUUUGGUCAAAUAGUGAAGUAUGAUUGAAAACAUGACUAUUCUGGGCAGCAUCUGCGGGCAAAUAGAAAGGGCAAAAGGUGAGUGGUUACGUGAGCACAUAUGCUCAGUUCCCUGUUUAAUGUGUAUUGUGAAAAAAACCACCGCAGGAUGUUCGAGCGUUUCUGGUUUUUUUUUUUUCUUUUUUUCAGGUCAACUGUUUAUCUCUGAGAGCUCCUCAGUCACGCACAUGUGAGUCAUCAUAACAUGCUAAAGUAAAAUAAAGUUCUUGUUGCAUUCACUGAUACUGCAUGCCCUGAUGUCACACGCUAGAUGUGAAUGCUUUUUUUUUUUUUUUAGUGAAUCCAGGCUGUGAAUCCACCCAUGUGCCACAUGUUGAGCUCUUGGCUAGCCAAAACAACACAAGACAAUGGCAGUCUUCAUACACAUUUCGGGCUCGACUGUGUAUUAUAUAUUAUAUAUUAAUAUAUUACAGUUUUGUACCCUAUAUGUGACUACGUGUGUAGACCUGUGAUAUGAUAUUACCGCCUAAAAAGUGGGUUAGUGAAAUGAAACAUUCAGCGGCUGGUUUGAUUCGGGUUGAGGUCGGAUUACUGAUCGGAAGGUCGUGAGUUCAAAUCCCAGGACUGCUGAACUGUCACUGCUGAGCGUUUGAGUGAGGCGCUUAACCCUCAGUCGUAUAAACGAGAUAAAUGGAAGUCGCUCUUGAUGAGGACGUCUCCCAAACGCCAUAAAAGUAGAGCAAAGUGAGGGUUUCAUCCAUGUUUGCUCUACAUACAACUGUAUACACGGACAUACUGGGUGUUCCACAUGUCUAGAACUUACUGCCGCUUGAACCAUCUCAUCAUUUUAUGAUCAGUUUUGCAUAACAUAUAACAAUGUGAUGAUUUUGAACGAGGAACUGAUGCUUCAAAUUCAAGAUAUUGCGUAAUAAAACAGACAAAAUAAGAUGAGAUGAGUCUAGACUGCGUUAGAGUGUAGAGAGAAAAACAGGAUGUCUCUAAUGCAAAAGAGCUCAAGUUUGUCAGAGGAACUAGGCUCCAAGUAGCAUUUGAUUUAGUUCCAGAGUCCUAAUAAUGUGCCUAAGACAAGCCCGUGACAGGGAAAAGAACUUUCCUAUGAUAUUUUUGCAAAAGAGAAUCUGCAACCACUGGACAUCACAUGCGUCCGUGCGAGUGCGUGACUGACAAGAAAAAUCAACAAGAAAAGGAGAAGGUAAUAAGAAGAUUGCGUGGUCAUUAUUUUUGGUGGUUCCCUGUCUGUUAAACCAUCUGUGAAAACAAUACGUCAAUAGAGAAAACAAGAGUGCCAGUAGGUCAAAGGUCACACUUCUCUCUCUCUCUUUGGGUUCAUUAACAAGUUAAAAGUGUUUGUCAUGCCAGAUGUUAAUACAACACCUGUUAACAAAAGGAUUCUUUCUUUUUUGGUGAACUUUACGAACAUUACGACUUACUCUAUUCGUAGGGUACAUUAGUCAUUUGGGUUGAAAACAAUGCGAUUGUAAGAUAGUUUUAUAGACGACUCUUUUUUAAAAAUUAUUAUUAUUAUUAUUAUUUUAAAAAAUGGUUCUAAAUAGGAAGCUAAAUCACGCCCAAGCAAUUGUACGGAAUUGAGCGCAAAUUUCCGAAAGGGAUCCUUUAAAUUUCCAGGACACCUGCAACAAGCCCAGACUUGUAUUCCUCCCUCUGUCAACUACAUAUGCUUUGUUUUAGUUAUUCCAAAACUAUUAUUACUGUAAUUAUUUAUUACUGUAAUGCCUUACUGUCUGGAUGUUCCAGUAGGAAUAUAAAUAAGCUCCAGUUAGUCCAGAAUGCAGCUGCUAGAGUCCUAACUAGAACUAGAAGGUACGACCAUAUCACACCGAUAUUAUCAAUACUGCAUUGGCUCCCAGUAAAAUCUCGCAUUAACUAUAAAAUACUUUUAUUAACCUAUAAAGCACUAAACGGUCUCGCGCCACAAUAUCUAAGCGACCUUUUGGUUUUCUAUGAUCCGCCACGCCUACUUAGAUCAAAAGAUGCAGGCUAUUUGACGGUACCUCGAAUAGAGAAGGCUACAGCAGGGGGAAGAGCUUUCUCUUAUAGAGCCCCACAGUUAUGGAACAGUCUUCCUAUUAGUGUUCGGGACUCAGACACAGUCUCAGUGUUUAAGUCUAGGCUUAAAAGUAUUUGUUUACUCAAGCCUACCCUGACUAGAUUCUGUUCUACUACUUCGCAGUCAUAAUAAUCUUUUUUCUCCCUCUCUCCUUUCGCCGAGCCCCACAUGAAUUUAUGGAGAUACUAGAGAUCCAGAUCCUUUCUGCCUCUGGAUGGAGCUCAAAUCUUCUCUAAUUCCAGACUGCUGGGACUACGGCUGCUCCUAAGGCCAUACAGACUUCAUAUAAAUCCAUAAUGAACUUUUUCACACUAUCUGUUGUUACCCAGAUGAGGAUGGGUUCCCUUCUGAGUCGGGUUCCUCUCGAGGUUUCUUCCUCUUAAAACAUCUUAGGGAGUUUUUCCUCGCCACCGUCGCCACUCAGUGGCUUGCUCAGUUGGGAUAAAUUCGCACCUUUAAUAUCUGUAUACCAUGUUGAUAUUUCUGUAAAGCUGCUUUGAGACAAUGUCUAUUGUAAAAAGCGCUAUACAAAUAAAAUUGAAUUGAAUUGAAUUAUGAAUUAUUCAGUAAUAGUGUGCUUCAAGAUGCAUAAGCCGAUAAUAAGACGAGGCUUUAAGGGGAUGAUGGUUCGAACAAUACAUCUGUUGGUACAUAUUAAAUAAUGAACUAGUGUCUUUUUGCUUUACCCAAUCAAAAAUGCAGUUCAGUUUGAAUAAUAUACAUAAUCAUUAUGGUUCUACAGUCAGCAUGAAUGAUUUAAAAUGACGAAUGCAAUCUAGCACAAUCUCUUACAUUAACAAAACAAAAGCCACAUGAUACGAAUAAUAAUAAUACCAAUCAUACUAAAGUGCUCUUAAACCACUUUAUCAGAAUCCAGGUUCUUAUGAUAGUUCUAUGUUAAUCCCCUGAUUUGUCUCGAUCGUUAUUCAUUUUAAUAUAGAGCUAAAACUGUGACUAAUUUCUGUAAAUAUGUAUGGCCAAACUGCAUACUACAGGAAAAGAGAAAAAAACACACGUGCGUCACACUGUGGUUAAUCCGAGCCCUUAAAAGCUUCUGCAAAACACGGCUUCACAACACAACUUCAACAUCGAGCAUCUCUCUCGCUCUCCUCGACGUUUCUCUUACCGUGAACUCACUCCGGAGCAUCUGACAACAUAAGUGUUCAGAGAAUUAAAAAUGAUAAACAUGACUGACACUUUGGCUGACUUCUUAUCAACAGUCUCUCCAACAGAUGAUUAUGGCAGUGGUUCUGGUACUGGCGAUUAUGACUUUGAUAGCCCGUGUGAUAAGAGCAUCGUGCGACGCUUUCGCAUGUACUACGAACCCCCUUUGUACUUGCUCAUCGUCACUCUGGGCUUCGCGGGGAACCUGCUGGUGCUCUGGAUCUACAAGCACUUCAAGAAUCGCUUGAAGACCAUGACAGAUGUAUACCUGCUGAACCUAGCCUUGGCUGACCUGCUCUUCUUGUGUACGCUUCCCUUAUGGGCGGUGGAUGCCAUGAAGGGCUGGGCAUUUGGCACGGCUCUGUGCAAGAGCACAUCGGCAGUGUACAAGAUCAACUUCUUCAGCAGCAUGUUUCUCCUGACUUGCAUCAGCGUGGACCGGUACGUCUCGAUCGUACAGAGCACCAAGGCGCAGAACUCCAAGGAGCUGCGUCUGACCUGCAGCAAAGUGGUGUGCGUGUUUGUCUGGCUCCUGUCCAUCAUAUUGUCCAUUCCAGAGUUUCUCUUCGCCCGGACCAAAGUGGACCCCGACGGCAAUCAUUUUUGCACCAUGGUCUACUGGAACAAUGAAAACAACCACACAAAGAUCCUGGUCCUGGCUCUUCAGAUCAGCAUGGGCUUCUGUAUCCCACUCCUAGUCAUGAUCUACUGCUACUCGGUCAUCAUUAGAACCUUGCUCAAGGCCAAGAACUUUGAGAAGCACAAAGCACUGCGCGUCAUCCUGGCAGUCGUGACCGUGUUUAUCCUUUCUCAGCUGCCGUACAAUAGCUUGCUGGUGGUGGAGGCAACGCAGGCAGCAAACACCACCAUCACGGACUGUGCCGAGGCCCAGGGCUUUGACAUCGCCACCCAGGUCAUGAAGAGUCUGGCUUACAUGCACAGCUGCCUCAACCCCUUCCUGUAUGCCUUCAUUGGGGUGCGCUUCCGAAAAGACCUGAAAAGGCUGUACAGAAAGUACGGAUGCACGACAUCCAAAUCCGGCAAACACGGAGGUCCACUUCGCUCUUCUGUCAUGUCCGAUACAGACAGCACCAUGGCUUUCUCGCUGUAAGCUCCGCCUUGGGACAGUAUUAGUGCACGAGUUCAGGAAUGAGUUCUCAAAGCUCAUGAAUCUGUGACUCGUGACAGAAAGACAGAUUUCUUUUAAGUAGGUGUGCACGAAAGCUGCCUCAGAUGUAUGCAGCAUAGAUCUGCCCAACACUGAGGUCAGUGAAAAGAGCUGUGUAUGUGUAAAAGCCUGUGAAUAAGGAAUAACUACACAGAAUGUACCGAGUGAUGGUUUAUUAUUUUUUUUCCUGUUAAUAUGAUGUAUUAAAAAGAAGGCUGUGUUCCUUCAAAGCUAUGUAAAUAACAUUGAAGUGAUAUCUGUGACUUUAUUAUGAUUUGUAUGCCUCCAGGUGUCUCACCAUUGUUUGUUGCAAGUGCAAGAGCUUGUAUUUCGGUAUGCAUUUUCAUUUUAUCCUCAAAGUAUUCCAUGGAAUUCACUGUAAUGCAAAACUGAACCAACGUGUCUGUGUGUAUAUAUAUAUAUAUAUAUAUAUAUAUAUAUUUCAUGCGACUUUUUUGUACUAAGGCUACAUUAAAUUUCAGUUUAAGCCAA